Messenger RNA from Etheostoma cragini (Arkansas darter), 2977 nucleotides. Its product is annotated as E3 ubiquitin-protein ligase SH3RF3-like. The record is from RefSeq and is a predicted model, not a curated record. The transcript is spliced from 10 exons. Lineage: Eukaryota; Metazoa; Chordata; Actinopteri; Perciformes; Percidae. The coding region runs from base 332 to 2857 and encodes 841 amino acids. Gene Ontology annotation, molecular function: metal ion binding; protein binding.
AGUGCGUGAACGCGCGCCGCAGUUCUGAUCGGCGCGCGGAACAUGAUGAUGAGAGCGUGACCUCACCGCUUUCUGCACAGCUGCUGGAGAGAGGGGGGAGACACAGAGAAACAGAGCAAGCAACAGAAACACGUUGAGGGAGACAGAGAGAGGUACAGGGGAGAACAUUCACAACACUGGGGUAGCUACGCUGAGCGCGCGGGGACUCUGUCGCGGGUCGUCCGUUAGCUGCUUCCCGCUGGUCCGCCUCCCAGAAUGUUCUGUGCCCCCGGUUCAUUUGUACGGUACACGAACCAGUCGCCGCGGCUUUCCCACGGACACUGAAGCCCAGAUGCUCACCCUUUCCGCCGACAUGGACGAGUCUUCGUCUCUGCUGGAUCUACUGGAGUGCUCGGUGUGCCUGGAGCGCCUGGACACCACGGCCAGGGUGCUGCCGUGCCAGCAUACCUUCUGCCGCCGCUGCCUCGAAAACAUUGUCAGCUCCCGGAACGAGCUCCGCUGCCCGGAGUGCCGCAUCCUGGUGGACUGCGGGGUGGACGACUUGCCGGCUAACAUCCUUCUGGUUCGCCUUCUGGACGGUAUUAAGCAGCGGCCCCAGCGAGGGAGCGGAGGAGGAGUAGGCGGCAGGCAGUCCCUGACUGGGGGCUCGCUGCAGGGCUACGCAGCCGGGAUAUCCGCUUCUCCCCCGGGCAGUGCGAUCAGAGAGCUGCCCGUAGCCAUCAGGAGCUCCCCUGUGAAGAAUAUCCCAGCGCUGCCUUGCGGUAAAGCCCUCUACUCCUACGAAGGAAAAGAACCAGGCGAUCUCCAAUUUUCCAAGGGUGACAUCAUCAUCCUGCGACGCAAGGUGGAUGACAACUGGUACCAUGGCGAGCUCAAUGGUUGCCAUGGUUUCUUGCCCGCUAGUUACAUCCAGUUGCUGCGUCCCCUGAGCCAAACUCCUCCCCAGGGCAAAGCACUGUACGACUUUGAGGUCAAGGAUAAAGACCAGGAUAAAGACUGUCUGGCCUUCAGCAAGGAUGAGGUACUGACAGUAAUCAGGCGAGUGGACGACAACUGGGCAGAAGGCAUGCUGGGAGACAAGAUUGGUAUCUUCCCCAUUCUCUAUGUGGAGUUAAAUGAAACAGCCAAGCAGUUGAUGGAGAUCGACAAGCCUACCCCAACCAACGUUCCAGGUCCAAGCUCCGAGCCAACCCCGUUGGGCCCCUGCUCUCCUGGUCCCUCCCCCAGUGCCUCCCCUUCCAAUGGAAAUGGCUCUGGUCAUAGAAGAGGUGAAGGGAAGAAAAACGCCAAGAAAAGGCAUUCAUUCUCUGCGCUGUCCGUCAGCCAGAGGGCCGCCCAGCUCAACAACAGACACAGUAUGGAGAUCUCUCACCCAGUCCUCAUCAGCUCCUCUGACCCCAGAGCUGCUGCACGCAUCCAGGAUGCAUCUCACCCGGGCGCCUCUCCUUCCUCGGCAGGGGUGCUGGUACCUCCCAAAGUGGCAUCCAUAACCUCUGAGCUGCUGGCCCAUGCCAAGGUGCAGCUGCCACUAAACAUAUAUCUGGCUUUAUACGCCUACAAGCCCCAGAAGGCUGAUGAACUGGAACUCAGGAAAGGGGAGAUGUAUCGGGUGACAGAGAAGUGUCAAGACGGGUGGUUCAAAGGCACCUCACUGAGAACUGCUGCCUCUGGUGUCUUCCCAGGAAACUAUGUCACUCCCGUAUCCAGGGCCCCGUUUGGAGUUGGUGGUUCUCGGGGCUCGUCUUUGUCCAGUCCAGUAGGUGGAGGAGGAGGAGGAGGAAGUGGGUGUAGUAAAAUCUCCGCCCCUUCGUCUCCAGGGUCCCCAGGGUCGCCGGGGCCCUCUUCGUCCCGUCCCUCCACCCCACUAGCAAACUCUGUUAACACUGCAAGUCCCGCAUCCUCUCCACAAACUGCCGCUGCCCAGCUGAAGAACUGCCUGCGCUCCAAUCAGCAUACAGUUAACCAGGCACGCACCUCAAUGCAGCUGGUCCACAGUCCUCCUGCUGGAAGCCCAGAGCGCUCCACAGUGGCCCUCUCCCCUCUGCGUCCUCAGAGUUCCUCCCCCUCACGCUGCCCAGGACAGUCGGGUCGUCCUCUCUCCAUGGUGUCUCCAGGGCCCAGCUUAGGGCCCUCACCCCUCUCUUCCCCUGCCUUGAGGCCCCUCCUUCCCCUCUCCUCCCCUCUCUCCUGCCUCACGCCUCCCAACGUGUCAGCGGUGCUUCUCAACGGGGACCCGGCCAGUCCCUUGCAGACACCAUCAUCGGGCCACUCCCACAGCCCCACCCAGGGCGUCCUCGCACCCAAAGCAGAGAAGAAGGAGAGGAAAGCAGGAGGUUUAUUAAAGCUCUUGUCAGGUGCGGCAGCCAAAAAGAAACCUCGCUCACCUCCCUCCUCCCCGCCCACCCACGACCCUUCACAAUCUGGCCAAGGCGCCGUGGCCACGGACCCUGCCCACCGUCCUCACCCCCAUCACCACCACGCCCGCUCAGGUUCCUGUCCGAUGGCAUCGCAGGGACGAGCCGGCUCCUGUCCAAUCGAGAGUGAGAUGGCGGGGGCCAUUGGACUGGAGCCUCUGCACAGGAAGUCUGGAUCCCUGGACACCAACUUCCCCAUGUCGCCCCCCGCAACACGCGCUAGCAACGCUCUGAUGGUCCUCCGGCCUGAACCCAAACCCCUGUCCAGAGAGAGGUAUCGUGUGGUGGUGCCCUACCCGCCCCAGAGUGAGGCAGAGAUUGAGCUGCGGGAAGGCGACGUAGUGUUUGUGCACAAGAAGAGGGAGGACGGCUGGUACAAAGGCACCCUGCAGAGGACGGGACAGACCGGCCUAUUUCCCAGCAGCUUUGUCGAGAGCUUCUGAAAUGGAAAAAGUGGACAAAAGAACAAAUCACUGUUCCUGUUUCUGAGUUACAAAACACAACCACACACACAAGAUUUACAGCUACAUACAUAUGAGGAAUGGACUGAAAUUUGUUUCUGA